Molecule: messenger RNA, 693 nt
Organism: Fonsecaea multimorphosa CBS 102226
Lineage: Eukaryota; Fungi; Ascomycota; Eurotiomycetes; Chaetothyriales; Herpotrichiellaceae
Exons: 1
Coding region: 1-693 (230 amino acids)
Biological process (GO): translation
Cellular component (GO): mitochondrial large ribosomal subunit; ribosome
Molecular function (GO): structural constituent of ribosome
Source: RefSeq, a predicted model, not a curated record
AUGUCGACACUCAAAUACCGACACUUGGGCCGGGACUCGGCCCACCGCCGCGCCCUGCUUCGUAACCUAGUGACCUCGCUGAUCGCCAACGAAUCCAUCUCCACGAGCUGGCACAAGGCGAAAGAAGCGCAACGGCUGGCCGAGAAGCUCAUCACACUGGGGAAAAAGAACACGGGGGCCGCGCGGGAACGCGCCAAGACCAUCUUCUUCGAGCCCGAGCGGGAAGGCCACAUGGACAAAUUGUUCGGCGAGUUGAGGGAACGCUACGCGAAUCGCCCCGGCGGUUAUACGAGGGUGUUGAGGCAGGAGCCGAUCCGGGAGGAUCAGGCGCCCUCGGCGAUUCUGUCGCUGGUGGAUGGGCCGAGGGAUAUGCGGUUCAGCAUGACCGCGAAGGCCCUCGUCAGACAGCGGAGAGAGAGCCUCGACAUGAACGAGAUGAUGGCCGCCAAUAUCCGCAAAGUCACGAGGUUUCGGAUCGACGGGGAGAAGGCGCUGGAAGAGGAAGUGGGCAGGUUAGAGAGAGAUCAGGAGGAGCAGACAGAAAAGGAGCGAAAGGAAUUUGAAGAGGAUGGCACCAUGUACGAGUGGGUGAGGGGGGAGAAGGAUCGUCCGAGCGAGAUCAAAUCCAAAGAGAAGAAGGGUCCGGGACGGCUGAGGAGGCAGAGGGUCGGUGAGGACAAGGCCGUCCCUUGA